Molecule: messenger RNA, 1029 nt
Organism: Cyclocybe aegerita
Lineage: Eukaryota; Fungi; Basidiomycota; Agaricomycetes; Agaricales; Hemipholiotaceae
Source: the annotation of a GenBank genome assembly
AUGUCGUCCUUUGAUGAAUCCAACUAUGUGACGGUUCCGUCGCCGCCCUUUGACACCAUCUCCUCCAUUAGAUAUCACCCGUCCAACCCUGAUCAACUACUAGUGUCUGCAUGGGACACGACUGUCCGAUUCUAUGAGAUAGGGGAGCCAGGUGGCAGGAAAAACGAGGCGAAGGCGAAGUUUGACCACCGGGCGGCCGUUCUGGCAUGUUCGUUCAAUAUGGAUGGGACGAGAGCGUUCAGUGGGGGUUUGGACACGUCUGUGCGAGAACUCGACCUCGGAAGCGAGAAGAUCUCUAAUCUCGGUACACACUCGGACAGCAUCUCCUCCAUGACCUUUGCUCGCUCUACCAACUCCCUAAUAACCGGCUCUUGGGACCGUACACUGCGCUUCUGGGACCCACGCGCCGCAAAUGCACAAACGGGAUCCUACACAACCCCAGAGCGCAUCUACAGCAUCGACCAUGUCAACCACACACUAGUCGUAGCCAUGGCGAGCAGGCUGUUCCACAUAUAUGACAUUCGCAAGAUGGACACACCGGCGCAGCAGAGGGAGAGCAGCUUGAAGUACAUGACGCGAAGUCUGGCGUGCAUGCCUGAUGGCGGAGGCUAUGCAACCGCAUCUGUCGAAGGCCGCAUCGCGGUCGAGUACUUCGACCCAUCCCCUGCUGCACAAGAGAAAAAAUACGCCUUUAAAUGCCACCGGCAGACCAUCGGCGACACGGACCAUGUCUGGCCCGUCAAUGCACUCGCCUUCCACCCGACGUACCACACCUUCGCCUCGGGUGGGUCCGACGGGACGGUGUCGAUUUGGGACCACAAGGUCAAGAAGCGGCUACGUCAGUACCCCAAGUUCGUAGGCCCUGUCGGUGCGCUGGCGUUCAAUUGCGACGGGACGCGUGUAGCGGUGGGGGUUGGCUAUAUGUGGGAUGAAGGGGAGGAAGGUAUGAGGAGUAAUCAGGUCACGCCGUGGGUUGGUGUAAGGAAGGUGGGGGAUGAGGUCAAGCCGAAAUCGUGGACAGGCAACUGA